GGUGAUUUCCUACAACAUCGCCAUGAAAGCUUUCGAGAAGGCGAGUGCGUGGCUUCAAUCCCUGGAUUUAUUGCAUCAGAUGCGUCUCCACGACAUCAAGACGGACAUCAUCAGUUGCAACACCGCCGUCUCAGCAUGUGGAAAAAAUUCACAGUGGCAACUGGCCGUGGCCAUGGCUCUUUGGAAUCCAGAUCUGGUGGGCAUCAAUGCAGCGAUUGAUGCAUGCUCCUCAGCGUCUGAGUGGGAACACUCGUUGUGUUUGUUGUCAUUCUUUCCGGCCUGCCGCCUGCAGCGCGAUGUCAUUAGCUUCACAUCGGCGCUGAGCGCCUGUGAAAAGGGUACUCAGUGGCCCCUGGUGUUGCUGCUGCUGCAGCAGAUGAAAGAAGAACACUUGGAAGGCAAUGUGAUGACGUACGACAGCUGCAUCUCCUCGUUGUCCAAAGGAUCCGAAUGGACAGCGGCCCUGAGGCUCUUUGACCGCCUACUCUCCAGUUGCGGCUGCACGGUGACCUCCUAUGGCUCUGCCAUUGGCGGCCCAUGGCCGCAGGCCAUGCUGCUGAUGAAGUCUAUGGGAUCCAAACAGGUGCGUAGCAACUUGGUGAUCUACAACAGCUGCGUCAGCUGCGUGGACGCGGCCUGGAAUUGGGCCUUACAGCUGCUGGAGGAUAUGGAGGUGUCCAAUUUUCGCCGGAGCAGCGCCACGAUCGGCGCCGUCCUCCAAGCCUUGAAGAUGGUGCCAGGCCAGUGGCCUGCAGCCUUGGAAUUGAUGCCAGGUAGAUCUCUUCAAAACACCAUCAUCUACAACUCGGCUAUCACCGUGUGCGCACAAGGUCAUGAGUUUUCUGUGGCAUGGAAACUCUUCGAAGAAAUGCAAGGCCUCUCCCUGCGGUGCGACGCCAUCACCUUCACUGGGGUCAUGGUUGGCGCCCACUGGUCCUCUGCCGUGCAGCUGCUGGAGCGGGGUCGCAGUGCUUUCGCAUGCGAUCUGAAGAUGUGGAGUGCGGUGCUAAGUGCCUGCGAAGCGAUGUCUCACUGGAGCCAAGCGCUACAUGCCUUGCAGAUGGCAGAUCGAGGGGGCUUCCAAUGUGAUGACACUGCCUACAGCAUCGUGAUUAGCGCGUGCAAACGUGCGGUGAUGGGCAAUCUUACUUGACCUGUGAGUUUUUUAGCCCAGUUCCUGUAGUUCUUCAGAGCGGUUUGAAACCACCAAGCUGUACCCACCGGUUGUGAGUUACUUUGGUGGCCGUGAAUUUGCAUGAAUUUGGCAGUGGGCAUUCGCUCUUGUGGACCCUUGUGGACCUCAAAAC
Molecule: messenger RNA, 1307 nt
Organism: Cladocopium goreaui
Lineage: Eukaryota; Dinophyceae; Suessiales; Symbiodiniaceae
Source: the annotation of a GenBank genome assembly